Molecule: messenger RNA, 1537 nt
Organism: Branchiostoma floridae (Florida lancelet)
Lineage: Eukaryota; Metazoa; Chordata; Leptocardii; Amphioxiformes; Branchiostomatidae
Exons: 4
Coding region: 165-1253 (362 amino acids)
Source: RefSeq, a predicted model, not a curated record
UCAGAACACACACUUUUAAUAAGAUUUAAACAUCGCAGUGUGCAGACGGAAUCCUGGGACGAAAAAGGGUCACACUGACGCUCCAUCUGACGCUUUUAGAUACAGGUACGCUCUAUCGACGAGUGCCUCUCACAACCGGACUAGUUCAAAUUGACAAGAUAAAGAUGAUGAGUUCGACGAAGACAUCCUCUCCAAUUCUCCCCCGUAUCGACGACUGUGAGUGCACCCCAAGUGUUCAGCACAUCUUCCGACGUCACUACCUCCUGCAGAGCCCCAUGUACUACAUAAGGUGGAUAUACGCAAUCCUCUACUCUCUCUACCUUCUGUUCGUCUUACGCACUCCAAAAGACCGCGACAUUGUUGGCUACAUAGAGAAUACGACCAUGGCUAUGCUGAUUCGCCCUGCAACAGACGGCAAGUCGGGCGAAUAUGAAGUAACAGUUUGUGAUUGUAAGUUGCGUGCUUCCAGAGGAUACAAGCUGAACAACAUGUCACUGAGGUACAAGACAGGAAAAAAUGGCGUCCAGGUUUUGAACUUCACUCGCAACGGGGUUGACGUCACCAACAGAUGUGAAAUCUUUUCGACCAUCUACUUCUAUCAUAUUUACUCCAUGCACACCAAGUCGCAUCUGUUCUCCAAUAGCCUGGUCCGACACAUCGUGGAUAACGAUGUACACACUCUUCAAGAGUCGAGCUACACUUCCAUUCCGUUACAUUACGAGCUUCUCCAUUCGUCGCUGAGUGUGCUGGAGUGGGGCGGGAACAUGUCCCGAUACCUCGGCUACGGAGGCGUCUGCAUCAGAGAGAGUGUAGUGAAGGAGAGCAGGAACAUGAGUGCACUGGAAGGGCACCAAGCCGUGCGCCGCUGGAACUCACACGGGAAGGACAGCUUUGCCGGCAAAUUGUUCAGAUCGCGGCUGGCGCUACAGAGCGUCAUGGAGCGCCACGACAUCGCCCCGAAGUUGCUGGACGCUCUGUUUAACCACACCAUUGUGCACAGCGUGGACCAUCAUGGCAUCAGCGAGUGGUCGUACCUAAGGUUCUCUCUACACCCGUGGGACAAAAACUGUAACACCUACCAGGCCUUCAACACCAGUGUGUUCCGUGUCCUGAUCACCCAGCCCAACCUGAACCCCCUAGCACCCAACACCCUUCGCUCCAUCAACAAGCCGUUCUACCAGGACCUGUACCGGGAACUGAAGAACAUCGACCCCAAAAUGGCGGAUGUGGUGACCGCUAGCGUCAUGUACUAGAUACAGAAUAAAGAGACUCUUUUUACACGACCAAUGCUUUAUUCUCACCGACGUUUCGGUGACCGUCUGUCACCUUCUUCAGGGCAAUUCUGACUGGUUCACAUCGUACUGCAGGACAGGUGUCGCUGCUCACAGUUCAGAUUCGGUCAAAAAACGUAUUUACAUACAAAAACUAUUUACAUAUGUACAGGCAGCUUAUGCGGUUACACCCCUUUGCGUUUGGGACCGCAUUGUACAUAUUUUGCAUAAAGCUGCCUGUACAUUUGUAAAUAAUUGUCGUGUGA